Glycine soja is the source of this 1932-nucleotide messenger RNA. RefSeq names its product 3-ketoacyl-CoA synthase 19-like. Bases 179 to 1630 code for a protein of 483 amino acids. Gene Ontology annotation, biological process: fatty acid biosynthetic process. The record is from RefSeq and is a predicted model, not a curated record. The transcript has a single exon. NCBI's taxonomy places the organism in Eukaryota, Viridiplantae, Streptophyta, Magnoliopsida, Fabales, Fabaceae. Gene Ontology annotation, molecular function: acyltransferase activity, transferring groups other than amino-acyl groups. Gene Ontology annotation, cellular component: membrane.
ACUUGUAAAAGUGAGUGACGCACAACUUGCAUAUAUAUUACACAAAACACACAAGACACUGGGUGUGUAUAUAUAUAUAUAUAGAUAGAUAGAUGCAUUUGCACUUUAAGCAAUCACAAUAUUACAAACAUUUCUUCUCUUCCCAUAUAUAUCCCUUCUUAAUUUCUUAUAGCCAGCGAUGGAUCUUUUGUUCUUAUGCCUCCUUCCCUUCUUAUUUUACUCUUUCUUUACCCUCUACAAGUUGAUUCUUGAACGUAGAGGCCAACCAUGCUACAUGUUGGCCUACGAGUGCUUCAUGCCCCCGGAAGACACGAAACUCGACACGGACUCCGCAGCAAAAAUCGUGCUACGAAACAAAAAACUGAGGUUGGAGGAGUUAAGGUUUCUCCUGAAAACCAUCGUGAGUUCUGGUAUUGGAGAGAACACUUACUGCCCCAGAACCGUUCUCGAAGGGAGAGAAGAGUGUCCAACUCUCAAGGACACGUACGAGGAGAUAGACGAGAUCAUGUUCGACACACUCGACAACCUCUUCAAGAAGACAGGAAUUUCACCCUCCGAGAUAGACUUCCUUGUGGUGAACGUGUCCUUGUUCUCCCCAGCACCUUCUCUCACAGCACGCAUCAUAAACAGGUACAAGAUGAGGGAAAACAUCAAGGCCUUCAACCUUGCCGGAAUGGGGUGCAGUGCAAGUGUUGUUGCCAUCGAUGUGGUGCAACAGCUUUUCAAGACUUACAAGAACUCCGUUGGGAUUGUUGUGAGCACCGAGGAUCUCGGUGCGCAUUGGUACUGUGGAAGGGACAAGAAGAUGAUGCUCUCUAACUGUCUCUUUCGCUCUGGUGGCUGCUCCAUGAUGUUUACAAACAAGGCUUCUCUCAAGAGCCGUGCGAUAUUGAAGCUCAAGCACAUGGAGAGGACUCAGUAUGGUGCUGAUGACGAGGCUUACAACUGCUGCAUACAGGUGGAGGAUGAGUUAGGGUAUUCAGGUUUUCGACUCACCAAGAGUCUUGUGAAGAGUGCUGCUCAAGCCUUGACGGUGAAUCUUCAAACUAUGGCGCCCAAGAUUCUGCCACUGUGGGAAAUGGUGAGGUUCUUUUUUGCAUCUAUAAGGUAUAGUGGGAUGAAGAAGAGGGAGCUGCUACCCUUUCUCACUGGGAUGGUUCUUGGAAAGGGUAAUAAGAAGAAGACAAAGUUUAAUGUGUUGGGAGGGGGUUUGAAUUUCAAGGCUGGGAUAGAGCACUUUUGUGUGCACCCUGGUGGGAGGGCAGUUAUUGAUGGGGUUGGUAAGGGUUUAAGGCUGAAUGAAUAUGACCUUGAGCCUGCAAGGAUGGCACUUCACCGUUGGGGUAACACUUCUGCUGGUGGCCUUUGGUAUGUUUUGGGGUACAUGGAGGCCAAGAAGAGGCUCAAGAAGGGUGAUAGGAUCCUCAUGAUUAGUCUUGGAGCCGGCUUCAAGUGCAACAACUGUGUUUGGGAGGUGAUGAGGGACUUGUCUGAUACUAAUGUGUGGAAGGACUGCAUAGAAAGUUACCCUCCAAACACACUAAACAACCCUUUUAAGGAAAAGUAUGACUGGAUCAAUGAUGAAUAUCUUAGCUUUGUGAGGUUGGAUUUUAGCAGGAUGGUCCUUUAAUUAGGAGCAAUACAGAGAGGGGGGUAUAGUUCAGUAAAAUAAGAGGAAAAAGGAAAAAAAUAUAAACUCUCGAUCAAACUAUACAUGUUAUUUAAAUUAGGAAGAUGUGGAUGUCAUGAUGAUGCUAAUUUCCAGCUUAAUUUAAAAAUAUUUGUUCGAUCUCGUUCAUGUUUAAGCACAUAGUUCUAUAUAUUUGGUCAGAGGAGGAAAAACAAGUGUAGAGUUGAUUUGUUGAGGAAAGCUACUUCAAAAUCAUCUAAUAUUGUGCAAUUGAUGAAAUAAAGUUUCAGGUCAUUCAUUAA